AUGUCCAGUUUGUCGGAGCAGAUAAGAAGUUUUCUUUCAUUAGAAUUUACUCCAUUAAUCAAUCUGAAAUCGAGGAAGUUAAAGGAUGCUUACACUAUCGAAUUUGCCAAUGGCCAAGAAAUAAAGGUUAGGGACGUAAUCUUGGGUUGUACUUUAAAUUUAGCUGAUAAGUUAUUUACUAUUGAUCGUAUCCCAAUUAAAUUGGGAAGUUUCGAUGUAGUGGUAGGAAUGGACUGGUUGUCUAAGAAUCGAGCGGAGAUUUGUUGCUUUGAGAGGAUUGUGAGAAUACCUUACCAAGACGGAGAAACCCUUUCUAUACAAGGGGAAAAACCUGGAAGGAGUUUAAAGUGUGUUGCAUUCUUGGCUCAUGUAUCGGAAAGGAAAUAUGAGGAAAAACAUAUCCAGGAUAUUCUUGUGGUGAUAAAUUAUCCAGAAGUAUUUCCGGAUGAUUUGUUAGGGCUUCCUCCAUUUAGACAGGUCGAAUUCUGA
Messenger RNA from Cynara cardunculus var. scolymus (artichoke), 489 nucleotides. RefSeq lists its product as uncharacterized. The coding region runs from base 1 to 489 and encodes 162 amino acids. The record is from RefSeq and is a predicted model, not a curated record. NCBI's taxonomy places the organism in Eukaryota, Viridiplantae, Streptophyta, Magnoliopsida, Asterales, Asteraceae. The transcript has a single exon.